AUGUGGGUCAAUAUAGGAGAAUUGAAGAAGGGGCUCAAUCCACCAUCUCUCACAGAUUUGGUAUUUGUGUCGCCUUAUUUGACAACAGCUAUCAAAACAGGCCUUGUCGUUGGCAUUAUAGCACUUGCGGAAGGAAUAGCAGUGGGAAGAAGCUUUGCAAUGUUUAAAAAUUACCAUAUUGAUGGCAACAAAGAGAUGAUAGCUAUUGGGACCAUGAACAUAGUUGGUUCUUUCACCUCUUGCUACCUCACAACAGGGCCAUUUUCGCGUUCAGCCGUGAACUAUAAUGCUGGAUGCAAAACUGCGGUGUCAAACAUUGUAAUGUCAAUUGCAGUCAUGUUGACAUUGUUAUUCCUAACACCCUUGUUCCAUUACACUCCCUUGGUGGUGCUAUCAGCCAUAAUUGUAUCAGCAAUGCUUGGCCUUAUAGAUUAUCAAGCUGCCAUCCAUCUGUGGAAGGUUGACAAAUUUGAUUUUGUCGUGUGCAUGAGUGCAUAUAUUGGCGUGGUGUUUGGCAGUGUUGAAAUCGGUUUAGUCAUAGCAGUUGCAAUAUCUGUACUUCGGGUACUUUUAUUUGUUGCAAGGCCAAGGACACAUGUUUUGGGCAACAUUCCAAAUUCUGUUAUAUACAGAAAUGUUGAGCAAUAUCCAAAUGCAAAACAUGUUUCUGGAAUCCUAAUUCUACAGAUUGAUGCACCAAUUUAUUUUGCCAAUGCAAGUUAUUUGAGAGAAAGGAUCACAAGGUGGAUUGAUGAAGAGGAAGACAGAAUUAAAACUGCAGGGGAGACAAGUUUGCAGUAUGUAAUAAUGGAUAUGAGUGCUGUUGGGAACAUUGAUACAAGUGGAAUAAGCAUGCUUGAAGAGGUCAAGAAGAUUGCAGACAGAAGAGGACUACAACUUGUUUUGGUCAAUCCUGGAAGCGAGGUGAUGAAGAAACUGAACAAAUCCAAGGUCCAAGAACAUAUAGGGCAGAAAUGGAUCUAUCUGACAGUUGAAGAGGCUGUUGGAGCAUGCAACUUCAUGCUCCAUGCUUGCAAACCGAAUCCCAAGAAAGACGAAUCAGAGGGUUGGAACAAUGUCUGAGCCAUAUAUCAAAGCAUAUUUUAAAGAGCUCACAAAGCUUACUUGUUUUCGUUUCAACCAUUACAAUAU
Molecule: messenger RNA, 1152 nt
Organism: Gastrolobium bilobum
Lineage: Eukaryota; Viridiplantae; Streptophyta; Magnoliopsida; Fabales; Fabaceae
Product: sulfate transporter 3.1-like
Exons: 8
Coding region: 1-1083 (360 amino acids)
Biological process (GO): transmembrane transport
Cellular component (GO): membrane
Source: RefSeq, a predicted model, not a curated record